Pygocentrus nattereri (red-bellied piranha) is the source of this 783-nucleotide messenger RNA. Its product is annotated as coiled-coil domain-containing protein 106-like. Gene Ontology annotation, cellular component: nucleoplasm. Bases 1 to 783 code for a protein of 260 amino acids. Lineage: Eukaryota; Metazoa; Chordata; Actinopteri; Characiformes; Serrasalmidae. The transcript has 4 exons. The record is from RefSeq and is a predicted model, not a curated record.
AUGAAAGUUUCUCGUAGACGGACCAAGCAGCAAGAGAAACGCGAAGAUUCAGGCAGUAAAUGUGAAACCACACAUGAUAACACCAGUGCAGCCGGCAGAGGUGAUUCACAUUCCCCCACAGCUCAAAUUGCUCUAGCUAAAGCCAAAUCUGAGGUGGAGUUACUGAAGCUGAAGGUAGCAUCACAGCAGGAAAAGAUUAAAGAUCUAGAGGAAGAACGUGAUUUUCUGAGGACACAAUUAACUCAAGCCAACAAGGCUGAAGAAGAAAAAGAGGAGGGUGGAGUUAAACGGAAGAAAAAAUCAAUCGUCAUAGAUUCCAGCUCAUUUGAUUCUUCAGAUUCCUUUGUUGAUUCUGACAGUACUGAUUCCUCAUUUGAAAAGAAAAAGAAGAAAAGACGGGAAAAAAUAAAAGGGAAAAAAGAAAAGAUGAAGCGCAAGAAGGAGAAGAAAGGGCCCAUCUUCCAACGUGUUUGUGUCCCUGCUGAGGUGAUCCGAAGAUAUGAAAAAGUGCUGGCCAUAUAUAUGAAAGGAAACACAAUGGCCAAGUCAUUCCAGAAGUACGGGGUAGACCGCAACACAAUUGCCCAGACUGCUUCUAUUGCAGAGCUAUCCCUUGCCGAACCAGAGACAUACUGCCAGCUCAAUGAUGAUCGUGGAAAAAAGGAGAAGUUGUUAGACUUCGCUAAAAAGUGCCAAGAUGUAAUAGCUUCGGACAAAAGCAUUGCUGAGAAAAUUUCAAAUAUGAAAGUUGAGGGGAAGUUGCUUCCUAUUCAGAAGAAGUAG